Lachancea dasiensis is the source of this 261-nucleotide messenger RNA. NCBI's taxonomy places the organism in Eukaryota, Fungi, Ascomycota, Saccharomycetes, Saccharomycetales, Saccharomycetaceae. The record is from the annotation of a GenBank genome assembly.
AUGUUUCCUGGAACUUUUUCGACAGGAGUCAACUUGUUUUCCAAGAUCUUGAAUCCAGAUGGGGUUUUAUGGGUAUACUAUAUGGUUAGAAAUAUAUGGGUUGCUCGAAGAUCUGUUCUUAUAACUGGACCAUUGGAUGACAAAAUGUGCAUCGUGUGCAUGGAGGAUUUAUCCCAUGCGGACCAUAUUACAAAUAACAAAUUGAAACCCAAGAGACUCCCUUGCAACCACAUGUUGCAUCUAGGAUGUUUGAAAAGCUGA